This is a messenger RNA of Funneliformis geosporum, 1352 nucleotides long. The record is from the annotation of a GenBank genome assembly. Lineage: Eukaryota; Fungi; Glomeromycota; Glomeromycetes; Glomerales; Glomeraceae.
CGAAUAAUGGUAUAGCAGCUGUUAAAGAGAUUAGAUCUAUUAGAAAAUGGUCUUAUGAAACCUUUGGUGAUGAAUGGUCAAUACAGUUUACUGUGAUGGCUACUUCUAAAGAUUUAAAGAUUAAUGCUGAUCAAUAUAUCGAAGUACCUAAUAAUUAUAUUUAUUUAAUGGGACAUGCAUCCGAGAACCCUAAAUUACCCGAAUCAUUAGCGCAGAGUAAACAUAAGAUGGUUUUCAUUGGUCCUCUUAGUUCAGCAAUGCGUUCGUUAGGUGAUAAAAUAUCAUCUAUAAUCGUUGCUCAAUCCGCAAAUUUUCCUACGAUGGAUUGGAGUGGUCAUGUUAUUAUUUCCGAAAGUGUUUACGAAGAGGCGUGCAUCAAGGACGUUGAUGAUGGGUUAAAUAAAGCAAAUGCUAUCAGGAUCAAAGCUUCAGAGGGUGGAAGAGGAAAAGGAAUUAGAAAAGUGGAAAAUCCAGAUAAUUUUAAGCAACCAUUUGCUCAAGUUCAAGGUGAAGUUCAUGGUUCACCGAUUUUCAUCAUGCGACUUGCUCGAGAUGCUCGUCAUCUUGAAGUUCAAGUUUUAGCGGAUAAAUACGGAAUGCGAUCUUCUUAUUUGGAAGAGAUUGCUCCCGUUACGAUUGCAAAACAAGAGACAUUUGAAUCGAUGGAAAAUACUGCUGUCAGAUUAGCUAAAUUAGUUGGUUAUGUUAGUGCGGGAACCGUUGAACAUCCUACGACAGAAAUGGUUUCUGGUGUGAAUUACCUGCUGCUCAAUUACAAAUCGCUAUGCGGAAAUCCUGACGCAGGAUUUAAACCAAGUAGUGGUAUGGUGCAUGAACAUUAUUUUCGCAGCAGCACGAAUGUUUGGAAUAUUUCUCGGUCAAUUCUGCCGGUGGCCUUCAUGAGUUUGCUGAUUCUCAAUUUGGUUACAUUUCGUUAUGGGGAGAAUCAUCAACAAUCUCGAAAGAAUAUGAUAGUCGUGCUUAAGGAAUUGUCUAUUCGUAGGGACUUUAGAACCACGUUUUACAACGGGACAACGGGUUGGUUGGACGUGUUAAUAUCUGAUGAAAAUCUAACGGUCGAAAAGCCUGAUAAAAUGUUGUCUGUGAUAUGCGGCAUCCAUUAUAAAUUUACCGCUAUUAGAUCAGCUCCAGAUUCUUUCACACUUUACUUGAAUGGAUCAAGGGUGCAAGUUUCUGUUCGAUGGUGGGUUAUUAAAAAUGAUCCAACACAACUUCGUUCGCUCUCUCCUGGAAAGCUUGUGAGAUGUUUGGUGGAGUCUGGCGAUCAUGUAAAAAGAGGUGACGCUUACGCUGAAAUUGAAGUAAGUUUUACAAUUUUUAUCGAUUCGUAG